UAAUAAUUGAAUCUUUCAAAAAAAUAAAAAUAAAUAAUAAUUGAAUAUAAAUUUGCACAAAAUGUGUAAAGAAAGAAAAAUAAAAAGGAAAAAUCUGGUAAAAAGAUUAAAAUGAAAUGAAGGUAUAAGAAAGAGGAAUGGGUUGAUUAAAGAGAAUCUGGAAAGUGGAUCAUUCUUGCUCCGUCUUCCUAAAAUGGCUACGAGUACGACAGUGCAUCCGGUUGUAAGCUCAAGCAUACUUUCACUAAGGCCUUCUUCUUCUUCUUCUCAAGGACUGCCACCCUGCAAAUCUUUGUUUCUCGGUUAUGGUGUUGAGGCAUUAAAAGUCCCUAGGCUACGUAUAGCUCACUCGACUAGAUUUAGGCGUAAUUGUCAUGGUGGGGGUGGUGCUCUUGGUUCUCAGAUGAAUCUCUUUAGUCGAUUUGCUAGAGUUAUCAAGUCAUAUGCUAAUGCGAUCUUAAGCUCGUUCGAAGACCCUGAGAAGAUUUUGGACCAAGCUGUUACUGAUAUGAACAAUGAUUUAAUAAAGAUGCGUCAAGCUACUGCACAAGUUUUGGCAUCUCAAAAGCAGUUAGAGAACAAAUAUAAAUCUGCCCAGCAAGCCUCUGAAGAUUGGUACAGACGGGCACAACUGGCUCUUGGAAAAGGAGAUGAGGAUCUUGCCAGGGAAGCUCUUAAGCGUCGGAAAUCAUAUGCUGACAAUGCUAAUACUUUGAAGACUCAGCUUGAUCAGCAGAAAAGUGUUGUUGAUAAUCUCGUCUCUAACACAAGGCUUUUAGAGAGCAAGAUACAGGAGGCAAGGUCGAAGAAAGAUGUUCUCAAGGCUCGAGCUCAGUCUGCAAAGACAUCAACUAAAGUGAGUGAAUUGUUGGGUGAUGUGGACACAAGUAGCGCUCUCGAUGCUUUCAACAAAAUGGAAGAAAAAGUUCUGACCAUGGAGUCUCAAGCUGAAGCUUAUAGCCAAUUAGCAACCGAUGAUCUUGAGGGAAAGUUCCGUUUGCUAGAGGGCUCUUCUGUUGAUGGUGAUCUUGAAGACUUAAAAAAGGAACUCUCUGGGAGCUCAAAGAAAGUGGAGCUUCCACCUGGGAGAACUGCCAUCCCCAUAAACACCGUGCUUCCUUUACGCGACUCGGAUAUUGAGAAGGAGUUGAAUGAACUCAGAAGAAAAGCAAAGGACUUCUAGAGUCCAGAUAUUCUCUGCUAAUGCAUUCAUUCCUUCCCCCACGCCAAAAAGUUUUGAAUAUAUAGUAGUAUACAAUAAAAUUCUAUAGAAGGUUUGUUUUAUUUACUAAUAUAUAUAUAUGAUGUAUUUGCAUAGUGAACAGUAGGCAAUUUCAUUGAAAUCAUGUACAUUAGCUCAUAAUAAACAUAAUUGUUAAGCAACAAUAAUCAAUGCUAUUUACAUUUUUGCAUGAA
Molecule: messenger RNA, 1416 nt
Organism: Cannabis sativa
Lineage: Eukaryota; Viridiplantae; Streptophyta; Magnoliopsida; Rosales; Cannabaceae
Product: membrane-associated 30 kDa protein, chloroplastic
Exons: 11
Coding region: 194-1183 (329 amino acids)
Biological process (GO): thylakoid membrane organization
Cellular component (GO): chloroplast
Source: RefSeq, a predicted model, not a curated record